AUGGCGGACAAUCCUCCGACACUCAACUGGUCCGCCCAGCUCGCCGUCACACCUCGUCACCGUUCGCCCAAACUCCCCGGCGACAAAAUCACCCUGCCGCAAUCCGCACUUGAACAGCUUCUUGCUGCUGCGCCUCUCCAACCAGUGCCCGGCGUGGCGCGCAACGCUCGUAUCCACACGUCCACCUUUGACCCUUUCAAUCCACACACAUUUGCCGCCGAGGCGCGCGCACGGGAACAAGUUGAGGAUCGGCAACAGGCGUUGCCUCACCCGCUCACCUUUCGGAUCGUGAACCCGCAGAACAACCGGUUCGUGUAUGCGGGUAUUCGAGAGUUUUCGGCGACAGAGAAUGAAGUUGUUUUGAGUACACUGCUGCGCGAGGCACUUGGGAUCAAUGACGGUGGUGAUGAUACGAGGAGUCACGGCGCUGAUGCCGGAGACGGGGACCAUGAGCAGGACGUUGCAGUGCAAAGUGGUGACGAGCGUGCCGUUGUCACUGUGCACGCGAAACAAUUACCCAAAGGAACCUAUGUCCGACUACGGCCUCUGGAGGCAGGGUAUGACCCGGAAGAUUGGAAAGCGUUGUUAGAGCGGUACAUGCGGGACAAUUUCACGACGCUCACAACGGGUGAGAUUUUGACCGUGCCCGGGACACGGAAUGAGUCUUUUCGAUUCUUGCUGGACAAGGUCUAUCCGGAGGGCGAUGGUAUCUGCGUGGUUGACACGGAUCUGGAGGUGGAUAUUGUGGCGUUGUCUGAAGAACAGGCACGAGAGACGCUUCAGAAACGACUGGAGCGUGCUGCGCGAGCGCCGGGAACCACGGAUGGCAGCUCUGUGGGAGGCACAAUCAGCCUUCAAGAAGAGAUUGUGGCUCAAGUAAGGCCUGGGGAGUAUGUCGACUAUGAGCUCCGCGACUGGGACCGGCAUGGGGCGCUGGAGAUUGAGUUGGCGAGCGAUGAGCCAAACGUGUACCUCUUUGCGAGUCCGCUGGGUGCCCGCCAGCAAGGACACCCGCGUGCCGAUAUGCAUGUCUGGGGAGACUACUCGUCUGACCUCUCAAAAAAGUUUCAUAUUCGGCCAACUAAUGUGGCUCUGGAGGGCGCCGAAGCGAUCUAUAUCUCUGCGUAUGCCAGUGCUCUCGAGUCCCACGUGGAAGCUUUGGUCUCGUCAUCGUCGUCCCAACCGCUGAAAUAUACUUUACGUGUGAAAGCAAGGGCAGAGGCAGAGAUGGGCACAAAGGCUCAAGAAGACCUGGGACAAGAGGACCAUGCACCUGGGGACGCUCAGUGCCAGAAUUGUCAACAAUGGGUUCCGGAGCGGACACUCGUCCUUCAUGAAAACUUCUGCCUUCGCAACAACAUUCUUUGCCCAAAAUGCGGCAAUGUCUUCCAGAAACGGUCACCCGAGUGGGCAAAUCACUGGCAUUGCUCUCACGACUCGUCGCACGGUAACGACGCUGUGAGUAAACAAAGCCACGACACAAUAUACCACACGCCACACAACUGCCCUGAUUGUGAUGCGCAAUUCGACGGUCUCCCCGGUCUGGCUCAGCAUCGCACCACCGACUGCCCAGGAAAACUCAUCCUCUGUCAAUUCUGCCACCUCCUCGUUCCUCAACGGGGGGAUUCCGACUCUGACUUCCAUGAUCCUGAAGUCGUCCUCUCGGGUCUCACCCCGCACGAACUCGUCGACGGCGGUCGAACAACAGAAUGCCACCUUUGCAGCAAAAUCGUGCGUCUGCGAGACAUGAACACUCACCUCCGACACCACGAUCUCGAACGGAUCUCUCGACCACCGCCACAAAUCUGUCUGAACCAAAACUGUGGCCGCACCCUCUCCAGCGGCAGCGGAGGCAACAAAUCCUUGGGUCUGUGCAGCAUCUGUUUCGGCCCCUUAUACGUAGAUACCUACGACCCCGAAGGCAAAGCUCUCCGCCGACGCAUUGAGCGCCGCUACCUCUCCCAGUUAAUGAGCGGCUGCGGCAAAGGCUGGUGUCAGAACUCGUAUUGCAAAACGGGCAAGUCCCACUUGCCAUCGAACCCCGAUGACUCCGGUUCCGCAGGUACGCUGAGCGUCGCGGAGAUCACCGCGAUCACCCGCCCGCUCGUUGACCCGAUCCACGUUCAUCCAGAUAUCCCCAACACGGCCCCCUUUUACUUUUGUACCGACGAGACGGGCCAACAUCGUCGAAAUUUGGCCGAGCUGGUAGCUGCACAGGGUGUUGCAGACAGCCAUGACAACAGCGCCGAGCAGACGACGACGAAUCCAAAAAAGACGUAUGAUCUUGCCUGGUGCGUUGCUGCGGCCGAGGCUGCCGGGGGAGAUUUGGACAAGAUGAGGGAGUGGUUGAGUAGAUGGGCACCUGCCAAGGGGGAGACAUCUUCCGCUUUAUAA
This is a messenger RNA of Penicillium oxalicum, 2394 nucleotides long. RefSeq names its product putative ubiquitin fusion degradation protein (Ufd1). Lineage: Eukaryota; Fungi; Ascomycota; Eurotiomycetes; Eurotiales; Aspergillaceae. The transcript has a single exon. Gene Ontology annotation, cellular component: VCP-NPL4-UFD1 AAA ATPase complex. Gene Ontology annotation, molecular function: polyubiquitin modification-dependent protein binding. The record is from RefSeq and is a predicted model, not a curated record. Bases 1 to 2394 code for a protein of 797 amino acids.